Molecule: messenger RNA, 1278 nt
Organism: Teleopsis dalmanni
Lineage: Eukaryota; Metazoa; Arthropoda; Insecta; Diptera; Diopsidae
Gene: Wdr82
Product: WD repeat-containing protein 82
Exons: 2
Coding region: 117-1073 (318 amino acids)
Cellular component (GO): Set1C/COMPASS complex
Molecular function (GO): protein binding; chromatin binding
Source: RefSeq, a predicted model, not a curated record
UGUUUGUGUAUACAAUUAUCGAUAAGUUUGUAGUUUUUAUUAUUGUUGGAGUUUUCUAGUAAACAAAUUAGAUAAAGUUAAAAUUAAAAAAAAAACAUUUCCAAAAGCGCUUCAAGAUGAAAAUGAAACUAAUUGAAUCUGUUGUUCGCAGCUUUAAAGUUGCGAAAGUGUUUCGUGAAAAUACGGACAAGAUAAACGCUAUUGACUUCGCACCAAAUGGCGAGCACUUGAUUUCAUGCAGUGAGGACGACCAAAUUGUCAUUUAUGAUUGCGAAAAAGGCACACAGUCGCGCACCGUUAACUCGAAGAAAUAUGGUGUCGACUUAAUCCAUUUCACACAUGCCAACAAUACAGCCAUACACAGCUCGACAAAAGUUGACGAUACCAUCCGUUAUUUGAGUUUGCAUGACAACAAAUAUUUGCGUUAUUUCCCGGGGCAUACAAAGAAAGUUAUAUCACUGUGUAUAUCGCCAAUUGAAGACACAUUUUUAUCUGGUUCAUUGGACAAGACUCUGCGUUUAUGGGAUUUGCGUUCACCAAACUGUCAAGGACUGAUGCAUUUAUCUGGUCGUCCCGUGGCUGCCUAUGAUCCUGAAGGCUUGAUAUUUGCGGCUGGUGUGAACUCAGAAAGCAUAAAGUUAUACGAUUUACGUUCUUUCGAUAAAGGCCCGUUUGUAACUUUCAAACUCAACCAAGAAAAGGAUUGUGAAUGGACUGGUUUAAAGUUUUCACGUGAUGGAAAAACUAUUUUAAUCACCACAAAUGGUUCUGUUAUACGUCUAAUAGACGCAUUCCAUGGUACGCCCUUGCAGACUUUCACUGGUUACCCCAACACAAAAAACUUAUCUAUCGAAGCAAGCUUUAGUCCCGAUUCUCAGUUUGUCUAUUCGGGCAGCAGCGAUGGCCGAAUUCAUGUUUGGAAUGCCGAAAAUGGUUACAAGAUAUGUGUUUUGAACGGUGACCACCCUGGGCCUGUUCAAUGUGUACAAUUUAAUCCCAAAUACAUGAUGUUAGCUUCUGCUUGUACGAACAUGGCUUUUUGGUUACCAACUUCAGAAGAAGGUUUAGUUUAAAUGCCUCAAUUAGUUUUUAUAAUAUAUUUAAGAAACAAUAAAUGUUAACAUAGAUACUUAAAACGUACAAGAAAUCAAUAAAGUUUGUAAAAUUCACUGCAAUCAUAAAAGGUGUACAUUUGUAUCCACUUAAUGCCUUGUUGUCAAAGCGCUGUGCAGAUGAAAACAUAAAUUUCAAUUUUAUAAGGAGUAAAACAUUUCUGAU